Salmo salar (Atlantic salmon) is the source of this 1962-nucleotide messenger RNA. RefSeq names its product rhomboid domain containing 1 (gene rhbdd1). The record is from RefSeq and is marked provisional. Lineage: Eukaryota; Metazoa; Chordata; Actinopteri; Salmoniformes; Salmonidae. Gene Ontology annotation, molecular function: serine-type endopeptidase activity. Gene Ontology annotation, cellular component: membrane.
CACAUGCUCUCUUCAUCUGACAUUUCAUGAAAGGUUUACCGUGUAUGAUUAAGUGUAAGUAAACCCCAGUAUCCCUUAAUGGUCUUUUAAUAAGUGUUUUGUCGGCCAGAAGAUAAAGAGACCGACAAUACCAGCGAUAUAUUCAAAUACUGUCUGCGCCUUACCAGGAAGCUGAGCUACCGCAGCUGAGUGAGGAGGAUGCGUUACCGACAGAGGGGGGGUCAGCUGGGCCUAAUCCUCCUGGCCUCCCAGGUCUUCCAGGUGGGGGUGGAGAACAUUCCCCCUGUGACGCUGGCUGUAUUGGGCCUUAACGUCUACCUCUUUCUGGUGCCCAACUUACCUCUCCUCCAGGCCUGCAUCAGCGUCCAGCAGGCCUACUGGCGUGGUGACUGGCGCCGCCUCGUGCUGUCGCCGCUGCACCACCUAGACGACUGGCACCUGUACUUCAACAUGGCAUCCUUCCUGUGGAAGGGCGUCAAGUUGGAGCCCCGGCUUGGCAGCAGCUUCUACGCCUGGCUUCUGGCUGUUUUCUCCCUGCUGACGGGCGUGAUUUAUCUGCUGCUGGAGAUGGUGCUCUCGGAGAUCACCCAGGACCCCUCUUACAGCAUGCAGUGUGCAGUCGGCUUCUCAGGAGUGCUUUUCGCUCUGAAAGUGCUGAGUAACCACUACCACCCGGGAGGUGUCUCCUACGUGAUGGGCGUCCCAGUGGCCAAUCGCUAUGCCAGCUGGGUUGAGCUGGUGCUGAUUCAUCUAACGUCACCGGGGACCUCUUUUGUGGGACACCUGGCAGGCAUCCUGGUGGGGCUUCUCUACACCGCUGGUCCUCUGAAGAUCAUCAUGAGAACAAUUGCAGGAUUUGUGAUGAAUGGAUACCAUGCCAGACAAAAUCCAUAUAAUAACUCUUCAGGAUACAGUGGCAGUAGUGGAGGACCUCGUGUGCAGCCCCAGAAUGGUCACCCUUACACUGGAGGUCUAUCAGAGGAUGAGCAGUACGAGGCAGCCAUCAGAGCCAGUCUCAAUGGCAGAGGGGGCUCCACUCAGAGAAGACCAACCUCGUAUAGUUUCAACAUCCCAGGAGAACUGACAGCAGAGGAGAUCAGGAGGCGGCGGCUCCAGAGGAUUGACCACUUUGACUGACCAAGCUGGACUAUUGGUUUAUUGGAGAAUAAAAAUCUCUUUCCUCAAGGAAUACUACACUGAAAAACUAUAGUAUUUUCUCAGUCCACUGUUAAAGGUAGAAUCAGUGAAAUUAUGUUGCACAAGGCAGUACCUCAGAUAUUGCGAUGAGCAAGAUGCAAGACUUCGCUCUCACCCUGUCACACACAGUAUCUGUGCACGGGUUCGCUUAACGCUCUUACAAAGUGGUAGCCAAGGGACCAGAACAGCAGGAGUUUAGCCUCGCGCUCCAACUCUCAUAGCUGUUGGGGAGUGUAUUUUCAUUUGUCAUUUUAUAAUAAAAAAUAUUUGAAAACGUAUAAAUAUUAUGCAGUGAAAACAGCCAAAUGUAUCCAAAUCGCAUUUUAGGAACCACACUGUCAGCCUGGUAGCACACAAAUUAUGCCGGAUUUGACAUGUUGACUUUGUAGUGUCAGAUUCAUUGAAUGGGUGCCAAUGACGGCGUUCUUGUGCUAUCUAUCCCCCACGGUUGAUGUGCCAUUGAGCUCUUACCGUAUGUAUUGGGCUACUAUUUAAUUAUUUUCAAGUAUCAAUUAAGAUUUUAAGUCCUAUAGUAUUUGAAUGUAAUAAUAGGAUUACCAAAUAUACUGUAUCUGUCUCUUGGCAAAUAUGAAACAGCAAUUUUAUAGAUCUGGGAACUAAGUCUUCUAUUUUGAUACAUUUUGCUCUAGAGGGAAUCUGAGAAUGAACUUGUAAUUUAACAUGAGUGUAAUAUGAUGUAUUUCUUAAAAUAAUCUUGUUUGUUAAACAAUAUAUUCAGUACAUUAAAGACUACACUUGAUCUAG